CUUUUUCUUCUUUCUUCCCGCUGUAGCCACCUUAGGAAAAAAAAAGGGGAACCCGGCACCAGCCUUUGAGAAACCGGUGAGAUAAGCUUGAUUUCUCCUUCUUUUCUUGCUCUACAACACAUGUAGAACCCAGAAAUUUCCCCCACCCCUCUGCAGAAUCCGGAUCUGCUUUGCUUUGCUCUGUCCGCCGGCCGCUCCUGCUUUGAGGGGUGUGAUUUGCUCCAGUUUAUGCCCGUGAGUCCCCCUGCACUUGCAGCCGGCCUUCCCCAACCUGCAGUCCGGUUUUUGCUUGCAAAUUCUGCUAGUGUUUUGGCCAAUUUUGGAAGUGCAGUUACUGUUCACAGUACUGUUCACAUCGUGAUUACGUUCACCGGCACUGUUCACACCCCGAGGGCCAACAAUUAACGGGGAUUUAAAUGAUUAGUUUGUGAUAUGAGAACGAUUUUGGGGAUAUUUGAUCAUGUGGAGAUUUAUGGAAAUAGCAUUGUGAUUAGGAAUGAUCCUAAUGAUGAAUUUACCUUGAAUUUGUGAUAGUAUAGAAUUAAUCCUUGAAUAUUUUGAUUAGGUUCCUGAUCGUUAUGUCAGUUAGCACUGAGAUUGAGUGUUCGGUUUUAUGCGAGUGAGGUAAGUAGAUUAUGGUAAUGCCCUUCGAUUUUAAAAGCAUGUUUUGAUUUGUUUUUGAAGUGGUGGCGGGACUAAACCAGUUUUACACAAGUAUGACUGAUUUGAAGUGAAAUGUUUUGUGCUUUUCAUGAAAUUGAGCAUGCCUACUUGAAAUUUAAGUGACUUUCAUGAUGAUCUGAAAGUGAUUGUGAAUUGUGAUUUUCCUGUUAACUUCUGCCUGUUUUGUCUCCGAUGUGGUCAUGUUAUUCGUGACCCUGCUAGUGGGGGAGGUUAUAAACGCUAGCACAUGUCGACAUGUUAGUGAAAGAGCCGGUUCGUUCAACCCAGCUAGUGGGGGUUAUACACCAGCAAAUCGUGGCCCUGCUAGUGGGGAUUAUACACUGGCCAUGACCUAUAGAGGAGACGUCUAUUUCGUGCCCGUACUGUAUCUGUUUUCGUGAUUGUACUUGUUGGCAUGCUUUAAGUUUGAUAAGGGGCACUCCAUAUUUACUUACUGAGUUUAUCUCAUAGUUUUUCCUUGUCCACCAUUUCAGGAAGUGAAACCGAGGACGAGGAAUCCGCGGGAAGUGACGAGUUAGAAGGUUAGCCAUAUUGUAAUUGGAUAUGAAUUUUAGAAACAAUUCAUGAUCUUGU
Messenger RNA from Rubroshorea leprosula, 1257 nucleotides. The record is from the annotation of a GenBank genome assembly. NCBI's taxonomy places the organism in Eukaryota, Viridiplantae, Streptophyta, Magnoliopsida, Malvales, Dipterocarpaceae.